AUGGCUGCACGGUUAUUUUAUGACAAGGACUGUCCUCUUGAUUGUCUCAAAGGCAAGACGAUAGUUUUCAUUGGAUAUGGCAACCAGGGAAGGGCUCAAGCGCUGAACUUACGAGACACGUUCAAGAGUGAACAGCUGGAACCUACGCCAAAGAUCGUCAUCGCCAAUAUAAAGGACUCUUACUCAUCAAAAGCCGAGCAAGAUGGUUUUGGUUUCACCUCCGACUGGAAAGCGGCGGCGGCAGAGGCCGACGUGCUGUUUCUUUUAGUCCCAGACCAGGUGCAGCCCCAGCUUUUUAACGAAUUGAUCGCUCCAACCUUGCAAAAGACGGCUUGCAUCGUAGUAGCCAGUGGCUACAAUGUAUUCUAUAAACAUCUUAAUAUGGCGAAGUCGAAUGAUGUUGUUAUGGUCGCCCCGCGAAUGAUUGGAACGUCUGUGAGAACUCGCUAUGAGAGUGGCGAAGGCUUCCCAUGCUUUGUCUCGGUGGAACAGGAUGGGACUGGAAAAGCCUGGGAAGUUGGGCUGGCGCUAAGCAGAGGUAUUGGUGCAACAAAGGGGGGGGCGCUUUGGCCGACCAUCAUUGCGACGUUCAACGAGGCAUACUCAACCCUGAAAGGACUUGGUUGCUCGGAUGAAGCAUUGGUCCAUGAAAUGUGGAUGAGCAAAGAAUCGGCAGAGAUCUUCGAGAAGGCAGCUGAAGAUGGGUUCGUAAAACAGCUCGUGCAUCACAGUUCAGUCAGCCAAUAUGGCCAGCUGAAAGGAAGCCUCGAAGUUGAUACAACCGCAAUUAAGAAAGAGUUCAAACGAAUCGCAGAGGAAAGAGUUUUAAAUGGAGCAUUUGCGAAGGAAUUCAUGUCCCUAGACAGGGACGGGCCAGGUGUUGAGAGAACCCUGGAAGAGCUUUAUGCGAAGGCGAAGAACAGUGAACUGGCAAGAGGGGAGGCUAGAGUGAGAGAGAGACUUGGCUUGAAGUAG
Molecule: messenger RNA, 975 nt
Organism: Lindgomyces ingoldianus
Lineage: Eukaryota; Fungi; Ascomycota; Dothideomycetes; Pleosporales; Lindgomycetaceae
Product: IlvN-domain-containing protein
Exons: 6
Coding region: 1-975 (324 amino acids)
Biological process (GO): branched-chain amino acid biosynthetic process
Molecular function (GO): ketol-acid reductoisomerase activity
Source: RefSeq, a predicted model, not a curated record